GCUUGCGUGGUGGAGGCGUCGGUCUCGGACACCAGAUCUCUCGUUUCCAUCGGGUAGAUGCUCUACUGCAAAGAUGGACAACAUACCCAAAACCCGAAGGACUUUCUGUAAGAAAUGUGGCAAGCAUCAGCCUCACAAAGUGACCCAGUAUAAGAAGGGCAAGGAUUCCCUGUACACCCAAGGGAAGCGGCACUACGAUUGGAAGCAGAGUGGUUACCGUGGGCAUACAAAGCCAAUUUUCCGGAAGAAGGCCAAAACUACAAAGAUUGUGCUCAGGCUUGAGUGUGUGGAGCCCAACUGCAGGUCCAAGAGGAUGCUGGCCAUUAAGAGAUGCAAGCAUUUUGAACUGAGAGGAGACAAGAAGAGAAAGGACCAAGUGAUCCAGUUCUAAAACUUGUGUUUUCUGAGAGGAAAAUGCUGAAGCAGUAGGAAAAUUACCUGUUAGAAAAUAAUGUUAUUGUUAUUAAUACCUAAAAAAAAUAAUAAAAAAAAAAAUAAAAAAAAGACCCUGGAGACCAUAGAACAGGAAACAGCAGUUAUACCAGUUUAGAUGACGGACAGCAGGCAGGCGGCUGGCUGUAGAUUCAGUAGGCCAAAAAAUGCUGACCCCUGAGCCAGUGGGGCGUGAGCAAGAAGCAAUGUGAUUCCCACCACAAACCACUCAGCUGUGGCUAGCCUGCACUCAGGUGACUUCAUGUUCAUGUUGAAUAUUGAUCUAAUCCAAUUAUACACAACUGUAUCAGAGAAGUGGGAAGGAUUCUGAGGUGAGAGUUCAGAGGGCCAAAUCCUAAUCUAUUAGCACUGCACCAUCAAAUGAAGUCUGAGCACAAAACUCCGCAGAACAUACAAGCAUGCUCCUCGGAAGUGGAGAAAGUACCUGAAGAAGCUAAGUGACGGGAACAUGUAUAGUUUAACAUAAAAUCCCUGUCGGAUUGUUUUCCUAUUUAAACUGGGUGUUCAUGUAUCUGGUAACAAUAAAAGGGAAGAAAUACGGGUCUCGAGCUGAUAUAUGUGCUGUGUAGGA
Molecule: messenger RNA, 1024 nt
Organism: Arvicola amphibius (Eurasian water vole)
Lineage: Eukaryota; Metazoa; Chordata; Mammalia; Rodentia; Cricetidae
Product: 60S ribosomal protein L36a-like
Exons: 1
Coding region: 74-391 (105 amino acids)
Biological process (GO): translation
Cellular component (GO): ribosome; cytosolic large ribosomal subunit
Molecular function (GO): structural constituent of ribosome
Source: RefSeq, a predicted model, not a curated record